AUGACCAACCUCUUAGCUCAGAAGCCGGAGCUCAACGACAUUCCCCGGACGCAUCAUAUGGGGAAUCCACUAUAUGCCGCAGCCGUCAACGGCCGACGUCAAUUUGUAGAAAUUCUCUUGGCUAGAGGUGCAGAUGUCAAUUAUCCCGCGGGAGUAUAUCGACAUUCACUACAGGCUGCGUGCUUUGUGGGCCAAACUGCCAUUGUUAGACUCCUCUUGGAUGCUGGGGCAGAGGUCAACGCCAAAGGUGGCCACUUCGGCAACGCAUUCCAAGCUACAGCGUAUUCAGAAUCUCUAGAAAUUGUACAGAUGUUGUUCCAGGCAGGUGCUAUUGUGGAGGCAAAAGGUGGACACUUUAAUACUGCAUUACAAGCUGCGUCGUUUAAUGGCCACGAUGAGAUAGUCAAGUACCUCCUGGAAAAGGGAGCAAGUAUCAAUGACACCGGUGGUUGUUGGGGAAGUUCACUUCAAGCAGCCUCGAUUAGCAACCGCGUAGUCGUGGCAACAUUAUUGUUGGAACAUGGCGCCGAUGUCACCAUCCAACCCCCAAUAUUGUCCAAGGGUUCUGCAUUACGUAUCGCAGUCAUAUGUUCAUUCAUGAGCAUGGUUAAAGUGCUUUUGACUGCUUCCGGUCACGAAACUAAUCGUAAAGAAUGGGCCUUGACUCGCAAGUUUCCACUCGAACUUGUUAGGGAGCACGAUGAAAAGUACAAAAAUAAACCUACGAAUAUUCCGAAAGAAUGGAGGCUGCUCAGAGAAAUUUUAGCGAUGCUUGAUGUGUAUGCAAAGGAUCACGGAAUCGAAAUAGAGAAGGAAGAAGUAGAGAUCUAG
This is a messenger RNA of Venustampulla echinocandica, 831 nucleotides long. RefSeq lists its product as uncharacterized. Gene Ontology annotation, molecular function: protein binding. The transcript has a single exon. NCBI's taxonomy places the organism in Eukaryota, Fungi, Ascomycota, Leotiomycetes, Helotiales, Pleuroascaceae. The record is from RefSeq and is a predicted model, not a curated record. Bases 1 to 831 code for a protein of 276 amino acids.